GUAAGGAACGCAUCAUAGCCGGAAGUUGGUAGUUUCAACCGGAAGGUCGGAGUUCAUAAGAUCCGCAUUGGGCGCCUUCAUGGUGUCGGGUUUUUAACGUGAAAUAGUUUAAAAGGUGGAGUAGUGGUUUUAUUACGAGCUGCAAAAUGGCUUCUGAAUCUGGUUACGGUCAGCCUGGCGCUCCACAGCAAAGUUAUGCAUCUUACGGCGCGCCUCCUCCCCAGGGCUAUCAGCAGAGUGCGCAGGGCUACGGUCAAGGGAGUGAUGGAUCAUCGCAUGGUGUUCAGAGCUAUGGCAGCUACGCACCGUCUGAGAACUACGGACAAAACACCCAAGCCUAUGCUGGAUCCUAUGGACAGCAGUCUCAGACCGGCUAUGACGGCUACGGCCAGCAAGGCUCAGACACAUCCGGAGGGUACAGAGAGAGAUCCUCGUCGUAUGGACAGCAGCAGCCGCAACCGCAGGCCUAUGGACAGCCACCUCCACAGCAGCCGGCGUCCUAUGCGCAGCCGCAGCCGACAGCCUAUCCCCAGCCGCAGCCGGCGUCCUAUGCGCAGCCGCAGCCGACAGCCUAUCCACAGCCCCAGCAGCGGCCUCAAGGCUUCGGCCAGCAGGGGUCCUACAGCCAGCAGCCCUACGCCGGCAAGCAACAGGGGGAUUUUGGACGACGCAACAAUUAUGAUGAUGAUGAUGAUGAUGGUGGUCAGGGCAUGAGAAGAUAUGGGGGAGGCGAUGACAGGUCUGAGGGGUACCGAGGCAGAGGGCGUGGGGGAUACGAUCGUGACGGAAGAGGUGGCCCCCCACCCGGUAUGAGAGGUGGUGACCGUGGUGGCUUCCAAAAUUACGGUGGGACCAGAGAUUAUGGACAAAAAAACGAUUCUGGGGGGGACGAGGACAACUCGGACAACAACACUAUCUUCGUCCAGGGUCUUGGAGAGGAUGUCACCACCCAAGAAGUUGGGGACUUCUUUAAGCAGAUUGGCAUCAUAAAGGUAAACAAGAAGACGGGGCAGCCCAUGAUUAACCUAUACACCGAUAAGGCCACGGGCCAGCUCAAAGGGGAAGCCACGGUCUCAUUUGAUGAUCCACCCUCUGCCAAGGCUGCUAUCGAUUGGUUUGACGGGAAGGAAUUCAAGGGGCGGCCGAUCAAGGUGUCUUUCGCUACCCGCAGGGCAGAAUUCUCACCCCGGGGUGGGGGCAGAGGAGGCCGUGGAGGUUACCGAGGUGCUCGUGCAGGCUUUGGAGGGUUUGAUAUGAGGGGUGGAGACUGGCUUUGUCCAAACAGCUCUUGUGGCAACCUGAACUUCGCCCGACGGUUUGAGUGCAACAAGUGUAGCACUCCUAAGCCGGCGGACAGCUUCGGAGAGCGUGGAGGUCGGGGCGGCUUUGGAGGCGACCGUGGCGGGUUCAGAGGCCGCGGGGGCUUCCGUGGGGGUGACCGUGGAGGUGGCUUCAAGAUGGGGGGCAGAGGUGAUUACAGAGAAGAAAGACGAGACCGGCCAUAUUGAGGCUGUUUGUGUCCCAGAGCGGGUUUUUUUUUUUUGUGGUGGGGGG
This is a messenger RNA of Brienomyrus brachyistius, 1554 nucleotides long. RefSeq names its product RNA-binding protein FUS-like. Gene Ontology annotation, biological process: regulation of DNA-templated transcription. Gene Ontology annotation, cellular component: nucleus. The record is from RefSeq and is a predicted model, not a curated record. NCBI's taxonomy places the organism in Eukaryota, Metazoa, Chordata, Actinopteri, Osteoglossiformes, Mormyridae. Gene Ontology annotation, molecular function: RNA binding; transcription coregulator activity.